Molecule: messenger RNA, 2097 nt
Organism: Fimicolochytrium jonesii
Lineage: Eukaryota; Fungi; Chytridiomycota; Chytridiomycetes; Spizellomycetales; Powellomycetaceae
Product: tRNA-splicing ligase RtcB-domain-containing protein
Exons: 2
Coding region: 352-1836 (494 amino acids)
Biological process (GO): RNA processing
Molecular function (GO): RNA ligase (ATP) activity
Source: RefSeq, a predicted model, not a curated record
UUUUUCGGCGAACAUACUGUACAGUAUCAUGGAAAAACUGAAGCUACGUACUCCACUAAAGGAGAUUGAUGUUCAGGACAAGCGGUCACACGCGACGGUGCACGAACGUCUCGUCCGCCGCCGACGAAGGUGAAAUAUGUAAGGCAUACUGUAGGGGGAUGUGCAGGGGUAAAAGCUGCGAGAGCGAAUAUCCCAGUGGUGGAUAAGCAGCUUGCCCACCGGCAAUCACCAAGAACAUAGCCUGUUACCUGUAAGCAAACCGACCGCCACCGAGAGUUUAUUGCCGAGAAGUUUAUGCAUAUAUAAGGUACUCGUCGUCCAGUCCGGAAAACGUCGCAGAAAUUCACCACUAUGCCUUCCAUUCGAGUCACCAUUAUCGACAACACUGACCGUCGCAAACGCACGGUGCUCUUGCUUCAGUCUAGCGGAAGUAGCACGGCGCUGGCAACACAGCUCCAUCAUGGCGCAAAAACAAAGUUGCGUAUAAAAAACCCUGACCGGCUGAUUGUCCUGCACACCGGCGCGGAACUGACUGACGAGGACGGAAUCGCCGGAUACCUCCGGACGGACAAUAAGCGUGAAAAGGAGAUUGUUGUGUGCGGGAAAGGGCAGCAGUUUGUUGGGCAGACGAGUACGGCCGGGGAGACGGAUGAGAGGACUAGACCGAACGUGAGCGUUAUUGCGGAACACUCUGCGGUGGAGAAUGAUGCCAUCAAGCAGCUGUACCUGACGGUGGAACGAUGUCCUUAUAUCAACAUGGCUGUGGGCAUGCCAGACCUCCAUCUAGGCAACAGUUCCCCCGUCGGCUGCGUCUUCAUCACAUCUACCGAAGCGAUCUACCCCAAAUUGAUCGGCUCUGACAUCGGCUGCGGAAUGAGCCUCUUUAAACUUCCAUCUCUCUUAUCGACCUCAAAACGUAUAGAAACGCCCAGCUUACUCGCAAAACAACUCAUCAACAUCGACGGGCCGAUGGAGAACCCACCAAAUCUGUUCGAAGACUCUGCCGCGCAUUCACAGACACUUGGGACGAUUGGCAAAGGCAACCACUUCGCAGAGUUUCUCGUCGUGGACGAGAUCCUUGACACCGAUCACGCCACUCGAAUGCAGAUAUCCUCAUCGGUAGCCUACCUCCUAAUCCACUCCGGAUCGCGAAGCUACGGGAAAGCUAUUCUAGAAGCCGCGCCUCCCGUCCUGAAUUCCGCCACCGAUCCGCAACAGUUCAACGAGUAUAUUCGCCAACACGAUCAAGCUUGUACAUGGGCCCAGCGGAAUCGGGAGCUCAUUGCAACGCGACUGUUGGACCCGUUAGGUCUUGCCGAUACGGUCGAAAAGCUGGUGGAUAUUUUUCAUAACUCGGUUACGAGCGCGGAGAUGGCGGCAGAGAGGGGGUGGGUGCAUCGGAAGGGUGCAGCUCCUGCGGUCCCAGGUCAGCCGGUGGUGAUACCAGGCAGUCGAGGCGCGUACAGUUAUGUGGUCAUGCCGAAAGAUCUCGACCAUACUCCAAACGGUACGUCGCAACCCAGAUUGCCAAGAAUCCUCACCUGCUUGAUUGCUGCCAGAUAUAACUCACUUCCUUCAUAUACAGGCUUUUCGCUCGCCCAUGGAGCCGGCCGAGCCGUCGCGCGCACUCAAUCACACCACAAAAUCAACCCGAAAUCCGACCUCACCACCACGAAACUUGGCAGCACCGUCAUCUGCAUGGACAAAACGCUUCUGUUGGAGGAAGCGCCAGAGUGUUACAAAGACAUCGACGCCGUCAUUGAGGACUUGCGCCCGUAUGUAGACGUGGUAGCGAGAUUAAGACCUAUUGUGACGUACAAGACCAUGGAGCGUUAGAUACAUAGAUUUCGGGAGCGCAGUUGUCCUUCAGAAAGCGACGGAGGUGCAGGCACGCCCAGAGCGCUCUGCCAUGUACAAUGAAACUAAGGAGUAUCGCUCUAGGAAAAAUGCAUAUGCCAAUCGAGUCCAAAGGCGUUCACUGUAUUCGUCGGAACUGUUGGUCCUAAAGCGAUUGUUUUGGCCAUACUCGCACGCGAUUGGUCCCGUAUUGUCACGGCCAGAGCAGAAUCGUCGAAUUGCCAAGUCCUAUUAGCGUGU